GAGGAGGAGGAGGAGGAGGAAGGGUUCCUUUAAGGAGGAGGAACGACGACGCCUCUUUUUCCCUCUAUCUCCUCCCUUCACACUCAUUUCCCCUUCGCCGAGGAGAGAAGGGGGGGGAGGAGAGAGAAGAGGCCGAAGAAAGAAAAAAUUCCUCACAGAAAUCUCUUUCAGGGGGUGUGGGGGGAGGAAGAGGGAAAAAACGAGCCGGGCGCCCCCUGCUCCCUCCCUCCCUUCUCUCCCUCUCUUCUCCUCCUUCUCCCUUCCUCGCCCGCCCGCCCACUCCCCCCGCCGCCGGAGACGCCGCUCGGGAGUCGGCGGGACCGGAGUCUGUCUCCUCACCCGCCGACGCCGCGCUUCGCCUCGGGAUCCCCAGGCGGGCGGACGCCCUUUCUUUCUGUCUCCGUCCCUCGCGGCCGCCCCGCCCGGCGGCCUCGGCCUUCCCCGCGCGUCAGGCCCGCCCGCCCGGCCUCGCUCGGUCUCCGUCUCCGCGGGCCUUUCUCUCGGACUCGGGCUCUCGCUCGCCCCCUCCGCCCUUCCCAUCUCCCCUUCCCCUCGCCCCCUUUCCUUCCUCCCCCUCCCCACCCCCUUCUCCUGCCCCGGAGCUCGCAGUGCGUGUGCGUGUGUGUGUGUCCCUCCGCCAACGCCGCCACCUCAGCCCGGCAAAUGAACUCCGUCCGAGCCGCCAACCGGAGACCCAGGCGAGUGUCGCGGCCGCGCCCGGUGCAGCAACAGCAGCAGCAGCCCCCGCAGCAGCCGCCGCCGCAGCCGCCCCAGCAGCAGCCGCAGCAGCAGCCUCCGCCGCCGCCGCAGCAGCAGCAGCCUCCGCCGCCGCCACCGCCGCCUCCGCCGCUGCCCCAGGAGCGGAACAACGCCGGCGAGCGGGAUGAUGAUGUACCUGCAGAUAUGGUUGCUGAAGAAUCAGGUCCUGGUGCACAAAAUAGUCCGUACCAACUUCGUAGAAAAACUCUUUUGCCAAAAAGAACAGCGUGUCCUGCAAAGAGCAGUAUGGAGGGUGCCUCAACUUCAACUACAGAAAACUUUGGUCAUCGUGCAAAACGCGCAAGAGUAUCUGGAAAAUCACAAGAUCUGUCAGCAGCACCUGCUGAACAGUAUCUUCAGGAGAAACUACCAGAUGAAGUGGUUCUAAAAAUCUUCUCUUACUUGCUGGAACAGGAUCUUUGUAGAGCAGCUUGUGUGUGUAAACGCUUCAGUGAGCUCGCUAAUGAUCCAAUUUUAUGGAAACGAUUAUACAUGGAAGUUUUUGAAUAUACUCGCCCUAUGAUGCAUCCUGAACCUGGCAAAUUCUACCAGAUUAAUCCAGAAGAAUAUGAACACCCAAAUCCUUGGAAAGAGAGUUUCCAGCAGUUGUAUAAAGGUGCACAUGUAAAGCCAGGAUUUGCUGAACAUUUCUACAGUAAUCCUGCAAGAUAUAAAGGAAGAGAAAAUAUGUUGUAUUAUGAUACAAUUGAAGAUGCCCUUGGUGGGGUACAAGAAGCUCAUUUUGAUGGACUUAUUUUUGUUCAUUCUGGAAUAUACACUGAUGAGUGGAUAUAUAUUGAAUCUCCAAUCACCAUGAUUGGUGCAGCACCUGGAAAAGUAGCAGACAAAGUUAUAAUUGAAAACACUAGAGAUUCAACCUUCGUCUUUAUGGAAGGUUCUGAGGAUGCUUAUGUUGGAUAUAUGACAAUAAGGUUUAACCCUGAUGACAAAUCUGCUCAACACCAUAAUGCACACCACUGCUUAGAGAUUACGGUAAACUGUAGCCCUAUUAUUGAUCACUGUAUCAUCCGAAGUACAUGUACAGUUGGCUCUGCAGUAUGUGUUAGUGGUCAAGGAGCAUGUCCCACUAUCAAGCACUGUAACAUCAGUGACUGUGAAAAUGUUGGACUUUAUAUAACAGAUCAUGCACAGGGAAUAUAUGAGGAUAAUGAAAUUUCCAAUAAUGCUUUAGCUGGGAUUUGGGUUAAAAAUCAUGGAAACCCAAUUAUUAGACGGAAUCAUAUCCAUCAUGGACGUGAUGUUGGUGUGUUCACAUUUGAUCAUGGCAUGGGUUACUUUGAAAGUUGCAACAUACACAGAAACAGAAUAGCAGGCUUUGAAGUAAAAGCCUAUGCUAACCCCACAGUGGUUCGAUGUGAAAUUCAUCAUGGGCAGACUGGAGGAAUAUAUGUGCAUGAAAAAGGAAGAGGACAAUUCAUAGAGAAUAAAAUCUAUGCAAACAACUUUGCAGGUGUAUGGAUUACCUCAAAUAGUGACCCAACAAUAAGGGGGAAUUCUAUAUUUAAUGGAAAUCAAGGGGGAGUUUACAUCUUUGGUGAUGGACGAGGCCUUAUUGAAGGAAAUGACAUUUAUGGCAAUGCGUUAGCAGGAAUUCAGAUUAGGACAAACAGUUGUCCAAUUGUUCGACAUAACAAAAUUCAUGAUGGCCAGCAUGGUGGGAUUUAUGUGCAUGAGAAAGGACAAGGCGUAAUAGAAGAGAAUGAAGUUUAUAGUAAUACUCUGGCUGGGGUCUGGGUGACAACUGGCAGCACUCCAGUACUGAGAAGAAACAGGAUACAUAGUGGAAAGCAGGUUGGUGUUUAUUUUUAUGACAAUGGACAUGGAGUGCUAGAGGACAAUGAUAUCUAUAAUCAUAUGUAUUCAGGGGUUCAGAUAAGGACUGGAAGCAACCCCAAAAUCAGACGCAACAAAAUCUGGGGAGGACAAAAUGGUGGAAUUCUUGUUUAUAAUUCUGGUCUAGGCUGUAUAGAAGACAAUGAAAUAUUUGACAAUGCCAUGGCUGGAGUCUGGAUUAAGACAGAUAGUAAUCCUACACUAAGAAGAAAUAAAAUCCAUGAUGGAAGAGAUGGUGGCAUCUGUAUAUUUAAUGGGGGUCGAGGUCUCCUUGAAGAAAAUGAUAUUUUCAGGAAUGCUCAAGCAGGUGUUCUCAUCAGCACUAAUAGUCAUCCAGUCUUAAGGAAAAACAGGAUAUUUGAUGGAUUUGCUGCAGGUAUUGAAAUUACAAAUCAUGCAACUGCAACACUAGAAGGCAAUCAGAUUUUUAACAACCGGUUUGGAGGCUUAUUUUUAGCGUCUGGUGUUAAUGUGACAAUGAAAGAUAACAAAAUAAUGAACAAUCAAGAUGCCAUAGAAAAGGCUGUUAGUAGAGGCCAAUGUUUAUAUAAAAUAUCAAGUUACACCAGCUAUCCCAUGCAUGAUUUCUACAGAUGUCACACUUGUAACACCACAGAUCGAAAUGCCAUAUGUGUGAACUGCAUUAAGAAGUGCCAUCAGGGACAUGAUGUAGAAUUUAUUAGACAUGAUAGGUUUUUCUGUGACUGUGGUGCUGGAACACUGUCUAAUCCUUGUACAUUAGCUGGUGAGCCUACACACGAUACAGACACACUAUAUGACUCUGCUCCACCUAUAGAAUCUAAUACAUUGCAGCACAACUGAAUUCCUUCCCUAAAGAAAAAGUCCUGCCAUUCUAACAUCAUAACUUAAAACAUUUUUUUUGGAAGAAGACUUAAAAUAUUUGCCCAUGCUACAGGAAGAGACUGUAUUAAAAAUGGAUACACGAGGUCAGUUGACACUAUGAAGCUCAAGCUACCAAAAAGAAAGUGGCAAUAUAUUGACUCAGGAUCUCAAAGCUGGGUGUUUUAGCAUUACUGUGUAAAGACUUUCGAAGGGACAGAAGUGAAGAAAUAAGCUGCAAUUUUGUACAGAUACCAACUUCUGAAAAAAAGCUGGGGUUUUUACAGCUAGCAUUGAAUGCAGUCCAGUUUGCAGUAGUACUCUUCAACAGACAAGCAGCUUUGUUGCUGCCUUUAUGGACAUGGGUACCAAUUGCUUUUGUAAUAUGGUAAAAAUGUGAGCUAGCACUUCUGCGUUUCUUUUGAUUUUUUUUUAACAUGUAUUCAGAUUGAGAAAUAUGAUUUUAAUGCUUUAAUCUCAUGUAGUUUGUUUUUAAUUUCAAGCAAAUCUUCUUGUACUUGAAUGUGCCCUGUUUUGUUAGCACACCUAGACUUGCUGUAACUGUACUCAUGUCCCAGUAUGUACGUUCUUUCUAUGAAAGAGAAAACACUAAUCUUAAAUUAUAUCCAGCAAUGUUUCUGGUAUCCUUUAAGAAAAGUUAAGACUAUUAUUUCCUUCCCUUUCCUGUGCAGCAUUCAAAAUCACCCCUAGAAAAAGUGAGUGUUUUAAUGAGACUUCCUAGGAAGGGAUGCACUGUAAAACAAAAAGUAUUCUUGUAACUCAGUUUUGUGAAAGGUAAAAACUACUAUGUUUUAAAGUACACUUUAGAAAGUCUCUUCAAAACAGUCCUGUAUUUGAACUCUGUUCAUAGUUUUUUUUUGAACAGUUUAGACGAACUGCUGGAAAUUAAAAACAAUUUCCUGCAUUAAGCUGAGACAAGUAUAUAUACAGCCCUAUACAGUUUCAUAGCUCCCCCCCAUUUAUGUGUAUUGGUGACAGUGGGUAUAAACAGCCUGAAAGUGUAUGCAUGUACCAUAACAUCUAGACUUAAUAUAUUGUGGAGUAUUCAAUAACCAUUAUGUAGAAGGUAGAUAAGAAUUAAAAGGGUUUAAUUUCCUAGAAAGAAAAUGGAAAAAUGGUCAUUUUUAAAAAAUAAAGUUUAUUAGAUCAUAAUGUUGUCUGAAUUUACCACCUUUGUCAAAAGCCAACUCAAAGCUUCCAAUGCAGUCUAUAAUUCCUUAAUCAAAGUCAGCAAUUUAGGGACAGCUUCAGCAUCUAUAGUCGACCUUUCACUAGCCAGGCAAACUUCCCUUAAAAUUAAAAAAAAAAAAAUUCAGUUCAUGCUUUUCAUAGUGCAUCAACCAUCCCCCUUUACAGUUUUAGUAAGGUCAGCUGUAUGGCAAAAUUAUACCCAAGUAUAAUUACCGAAAUAAUCGCAGUGACUGAGUCAUCUUCUCAAAUUCUCUUGCUUUCCUAUGUCCCUUUUGAAUAACCUCCUCUGGAAUAUUAGCAAGCCUCGCUGCAUUAAAGCCAUAGCUUUUAGGACAAGCUCCCUUAAUGAAUUUAUAGAGGAAGGUAAUGGUCUCCUGGCUGGGAUCCUCACAUUCAUUUUCUACCAUGCAUGCCUAAAAAAAGGAAAAUAUGUUCUGUUCAUGUGCAAGCAAUGGAAGUACCUGCCUUGAUUCCCUCAAAAAUCUAAACUUCUGAAUAAGCAAUUUAUUAUACAUACCAUGUGGCCCAGGCGCACUGCAACAUUUUGAGAAUAAUCUUCUACUAAUGAAUGGUAGUGGGUAGAAAACAAUGUACGACACUUUAUGUUCUCAGCAAGUUCUUUAACAACCGCAUUUGCUAUUGCUGUUCCAUCAAAUGUUGCAGUACCUCUUCCUAUGAAAGUAAAAUAUAUGCAUAAAUUAUGUAUCUGCCUUAUACCAGAAGGAUAUACCUCACAACAGAAUGAAAAAAGGAUAAACGGUAACCUCAAUUAGUGCAUCCAAAUAAUAGGCCCUGUUUAGCUAAAUAGAUCUGCUUAUCAGCCGUGGAAGUAGGGUGCUGGUUUUAAAGAUUUUUAACUAAUCUCUACACCCAACAUAGGGCUCAAACUUAAAACCCUGAGAUCAAGAGGCCCACAUUCUACUGACUGAGCCAGCCAGACGCCCCUGCAUUUCUUUUUUUAAAGAGUACUCUGCAGGUACCAUUGAUGUUCAGAAACAUCCUAUUGUAACAACCAUAUUUUAAUAUGAUGAAAAAAAUUUAGCCUUGGUAAAUUAAAAGACCUUUUCACAUGAUCUCUCUUACCAUCUCCCACUAUGGUCUAUGGCACAAAGGUGAGCACGUUCAAACUUUUUUUAAAGAAAGGUCCGACCAUCGUCAAGAAGAAUGAAAGUUUUUAAAAUAGCCUUUAAAUGGAAAUUGUAAUGUCUUACCUAAUUCAUCCACAAGCACCAGAGAAUGUGCUGUGGCAUGCGUAAGUAUACUGGCAGUUUCACUCAAUUCAACAAAAAACGUACUUUCACCUAAAAAAAACACACAGAAGGAGAUCUUUUUAAAAAUCCUAAAAUAGUACGUUCAUCUUUUGGGUUCCUGUCAUGAGCUACCCAGUACCACAGGUUACAUCUCAUGAAGAGAUUAUGCAAUUCUUGAAGGAAGAACAUUUUCAAAUGCCUGAAAGCACUCCACUAACACCAGAAAAACCAAACAUCGAAUUUAAAUGGCUCACACAAAUUUCAAGGCAGAUGUAUUUAUCAUACAAAAUGUAGAAAUGAACUGUCCACUAAUAAAGCCUUAGGUGAAAAAGAAGACUCACCUGACAUUAUUCUGUCGGAGGCACCAAGUCUAGUAAAUACUCUAUCAAUUGGUGUGAGCCUACACACUUCAGCAGGUAUGUAACAACCCACUUGGGCCAUUACAGCUAAUAGGCCAGCCUGUGAAGGAAGGAGGAAAGGUCUUUAAUGUAUUAAAGAAAAACAGAUACAGAUAGAUAAGAACAAUUAUAUACGAGUCAGGCACUCUUAAAAAUUGUUCACAAUCCAAAGUAGGCAAAGUGAAGCCUAGAAAACCAAGAGGCUUAGGGCCUAACUGCCUUUAAAACCUCAGAGCCUGUGACCUUUUAACCCACUGCAUUAGUGAUUCUCAACCCUGGCUGACUACACGGUAGAAUCUUAAAAUCACUGAUGCUUAGAACCAAUUCUAGACCGAAUGCAUCUAUUUGGGACGAUGGAAGCCCCUCUGUACUUUUUUUGUCAAGCUCUCCCAAGUAAUAUUAAAAAACGAAAAUGGGAUUGAAAACCACAGACUAUACUGCCUCCUGCUAGUUAGCAAAUUUGGUGAACCUAAUCAUACAGGAGAGCAGGGGGGUCAGCAAAUAUUUUUAGUCAAGGGUCCAAUGUCUCUGUCACAUUUUUUUUCCUUUCUACAACCUUUUAAAAAAUGUAAGUAUGUUUAGCUCAGUGGCUGGCCAACCCCUGGUAUAAAGAGAAGACAAAAGCAGUUUCCAACAGUUAUUAGAGGUCCUGAAUUUCAACUGCUCUCCUACCUGAACAAGUCUGUCAUGGUUCUUUUAUAAGGAUUCCCACACAUGAGUCUGAGAAACAAACCUCCAGCAUUUUCAUUCAUUAUGAAUACAUCUACCUUCAGAGGAAAUGAAUCCAAUCAAGUCAAACAGUUUAUAAAGAAAUCAUGACCUGAAAUCUCGAAUUUUUAAUGUAUGCUCCCCAUAACAUGAGGCAGAUACCUGAUAAAGGUAAAUACAAUUACAAAGCAUUUUUCCUUUGCUUCCUAUUAUGCUGGUGACUGAAUUCUAUGUAAUUUAUGUGCUAUCUGGGAAAGGGUGGCCUAAAUAUGUAAUAUAUUCCGAAAGUAUACAAAUGACUUUGUAUAACACCACCUUAAUGUUCAGUUUACCUGUCUCAUGAGCGUAGACUUGCCCCCCAUGUUAGGUCCAGUCACAAGCACACAAUAAGCUUUGCCAUUUUCCUCCUCCUCCUCUUCCUCACAGCCUAUUAGAAUGUCAUUAGGUAUAAAGUCAUCUCCAAAAAAAGUCUUCGUAAUGCAGGGAUGACGUGAUCCUCUAAGGUCUAAGAAGGGAGGAGUGCCUUCUUCUGGCAACAGAACUACUGGACGACACAUAGGGCCAUCACCCCCUCGACUGUAGUUAGCCAGGCACAGUAAGACAUCUGUUAAAGAGAGGGUGAAAGUGAGGCUUCAUUUUUGAGGCUGCUUGAGAAGCACAAAAAAUCAACUAAUUAAGUCUUUCAAAAACACUUUUUCAGAGGAGGACAGUAUAUUCUAGUUGCUUUUUAUACAUGUUUUUUUCUAAGAGGCAAACUUACAUAAAAGAAUCUUAAAGUAAAUUCACCAAUUUUGAACACCUGUGCUGAGGGAAGAUUUAAAUUACCCACCAAACUGUUCAAAGUUGUAUUGGUUUAAGGAAUAAUUGUGCUAUUCAAUUCUGGACAGUUGUAUUCAGAUCAGAACAGUUCUAUUACAAAUUUGGGUAACCUAUGGUUACUAUAUUUUUACAACACAGGAAAAAAACCUAAACUGUAAAACAGCAAAGGCUCCAAAUAAGUUGGAAAUUUAAAGAAAAAGGAAACUAUUUAUGAAAUUGAAAAGGUUGCCAAAUUACAAAUAUAUAAAUCAGGGCUCUUAGAAAUCAACUAUAAGAAAAAAGUGUGAUAAUUUGGGCUAAGAUAAAAAGAUUAAGAUCUUAAAAUAUAUGCAUGUAAAGAGAUCAACUGAAAAAAGAAAAAAGUGAUGUGCCAAGACAUAGUUUUAAUUUAAUUUAGUCUAACAAAAAAGAGAAACUUAAACAUUAUCAAAAACAGUAUCAGAUACUAAAGGUACUAAAAAUCUGGGGUGCCUGGGUGGGUCAGUCAGUUGAGCAUCUGGAACGUAUGACUCUUGAUCUCAGCUCACGUCUUAAUCUCAGGGUUCAAGCCCCGAAUUUAAAAACAAAGCAAAAUAAAGCCCCUGCUUUAAAAAAAAUAAAUAAAUAAAGGUACUAAAAACCUUUCAGUCUUUCAUUCAAUUAUUCAAGACUGAGUAAGGGCAAAAGUGAACUUAAAUUGCUAUAGGCAAACGAGCCAUUUGUCAAGUGAGGAGGCAAGUAUAUACAUACACGUCAAGACAUACACCUUGUUUGCUGUGUUUAGAGAUCUACCUCAAUGGCAAAUGUCCAAUGGAUUUAAAUCUUAACACAUAACUGGGACACAAGGACUAACCAAAGUUUGUUCAAAGUCUUACCCAAUAUUGCGAUGCACUCAACAGCAGACUGCCAGUCCUUGUAAUUUUUAUCAAAGUUAAAGAACAGUCGCCGCAUGCAGUCCUUCAAUGAUACGUCUCUCCGUUCUUCAGCAUUUAUCAGAUUAGCCAACUUCUUCUCAAUAGUUUUGGUCCAGUAUCGCUUACACCCCUUCUUGGUAGAUUUUAGCUCAUAUUCUUCUGGCAAAUUACGAGUGAUGAAAUUCUCUGGAAUUUCCAACUGGUAACGGUUCCUACCGAUCCCCCAGUAGACAAUGGUCCUACAGCCAAUUCGACUGCGCUGUUUCUCCAAGUAUUCCAGGAGGCUCUGUUCAUUUUCUCUUAUGUCAGCAAGAGCUUGGUCAUAAUCAGAGUCAAAUCCCGCUUUGGGAGUAAUUAGUCCAGUCUUUCGAGCCUUCUCAUGGUCAAAGGCUGUAUCCCAUCGGUUCAGUUCUAUAGUCAAAUCUGGAAAACGACCCUCAGGAUUUUUUGUCUGUAGAGUAAUGACCUGCUUAAGGAUUUUAGACUUAAAGUCGUCAACGACUUCUUCCAUAAUCUCUAUAAUUUUACAUACUACUUUGAAUCCUUCUAGAGCAGAAAGAAAAUCAAUAAUCUUUUUUUUGCUGUAUGUAGUUUCUUCAUACAUGAUAGCCCUGCUAUCUGGGUGGUUCUGGCUCUUCAGGGGAGACCCAACAUUAUGAAUUUUACUCAGCAGCCUUUCAAGGUCUGGAAGCUUCUUCAGAAGGUCUACCACAUCAGAGAUUUUGUCAGGCACAACCAUGAGGUCUUCUAUAGCAUCUAGACGAUCGUUGAUAGCAUAAGGGCUACAGAGUGGGGCACAAAGCCACUGCUUUAGAAGCCGCUUACCAAAGGGCGUAUGGCAAGUAUCGAUCUUUUCUAGCAGGGUCCCUUCAGUAGAACCAUUUGUUCCAUUCGUGAAAAUCUCCAAGUUGCUUAAUGUCACAGCAUCUAGCACCAUUCGUUGAUUGGCUUUAGCAAACACAGCACCAGGUCUUGUAGCACUGACCAUGUCAGAAUCCAAGGGAAUGUAUUCUUCAAAAUUGGCCAUUGAUAAAAGCUCUUGAUCAAUAAGGCAUUUUUUGAGGUAGAAGACACAACCACCUAGAGCAGAGAGGGCCAAUUCACUCUUCUCUCCUGGUGUCAACCCAAGAGAAUCAGACUCUGAGGUCAUACCUUUAAGCACCUGGGGUAACAUCACCCCACUGUCCUCAUUUAACUUCUCCUUAAAAUAUCCUUCUUCAAGGAGAGUUCUCAAAGUUUUGGCUGCAUCCCAAAACUGGGAGCCUGGUAUCAGACCUUCCUGAAGAGAGGAGGAUAAUGAACCCUUCAGAAUCAUCUUCGUUUCUGUUGAGAGGUUUCCUUUCUCAAACAAGACUUGUACUGGAGGAUAGUGUGCCACUAGAGUCCUAAAUCUGGAACAAUGGCGAUCAUCUGAAAACUGACCUAUGAAAAACUUUCCCAGUGAGGUAUCAACAAAGCAUACUCCGUACACCCGAGUGUGGCCAGAAGAAUCUUCCUCUUUUUCUUUGAGGCUAAGAAGAUACUUACUAUAGUUCUCAGAGGGGUCACCUUCCAAUACACUGUAGGUCUGUGUACCCUUGGUAAUGACUCUACAGAUCUCCCUCCUCACCACUCUGUCAUACUUAGAUAUAUGUGCCAUCUUCCGGCAUCGUGCCUCCAUCAUUUCGGGGGUCUCAGUCUGUUCCACUCGUGCUACCUUAUAGCCCUUCUGAACCAGAGAAUCGGAGUAUCGGCCAAAUGCUAUUUCAGGGAAACCAGAAUGAGCCCAGUUGCCUUUCAUGAACACCAGACCUAGUUCGUUGACGCCAGUAAGAGCAUCCAUGUGGUACAGCUCAUAAAACUUCCCCACCUUAUAAAAUAUAACCAGAUCAAAGUUCUGAGACUUAAUCUGCCACCACUUCCUCAUCCCAGGAGUACAGGAAUUAAGGAAAUCCUCAGGAACAAAGAGUGUGGAUGCAUCAAAAUCAGGGUGAUCGGGUCGCCGCCUGUGUAGAUCUCUUCUCUUUUCCUCCUUAAGCCACUCUAGAGUUUCAUGAUACCACAAAGUGGGGCGACUACUAUCAUCACAUCCUCCACCAACGUGGGCUUGAGAUUCAGAAUUUUGAGGGGCAGAGAAAGCAGUCAAAGCACUCUUGGUGUCUGAUGAAAUGCCAGGUGACCGUUUGGUAGCCAAGGGCAUUUCCUUCCUUGAACUUUUCCUUUUGAGAGAACCAUUUCCAGUCACCAUUUUCCUCCGCUUUGAAGCAACUUUGACAGGACUGUCCAGGCCCUCACUGUCACUAUCCCCCACUCCACUGCUUAUUUCAUCACUGCUCCCUUCCUCCUUAGCAUCCGGCUUGAAUUCCACAUCAGAGCCACCAACGUCACUCUCAGAGUCUGAUAUGACCCUUCGUUUUUUUAUUUGGCGGCUACUUCGCCUAGAUCCUUGGACCUUAGGCCGUACUUCCUCUUCACUUUCAAUUUCAUUUUCUUCUUCACUCUUACCUGAUGAGUAAGUUGCACCUACCUGGCAGGCAAAGAAAGAGUUACUUAAAUAUAAGACAAAAUCUGGAAAAUUAAAGUACUGCUGUGGAGUAUCUCUCAAUAUGCUGCAGUAUCCUGUAUCAGGAGGAGAACCCAGCUCCAGAAAUGAGAAACUAUGUUCUUUAAGGAAUUUCCAAAAAGGGCGCCUGGUUGGCUCAGUCGUUAAGUGUCUGCCUUCGGCUCAGGUCAUGAUCACAGGGUCCUGGGAUCGAGCCCCGCAUCGGGCUCCCUGCUCCGCGGGAAGCCUGCUUCUCCCUCUCCCGCUCCCCCUGCUUGUGUUCCCUCUCUCGCUGUGUCUCUCUGUCAGAUAAAUAAAAUCUUAAAAAAAAAAAAAAAAGGAAUUCCCAAAAAAUAAGUAUCAAUUUCAGUAGCAUCACACUAGAGAAUUAAGCAAUUCUCUCCUGACAGUUUUAUCCUGUACAAUAGUGUGGAAGCCAUUAGCAUGACCAUACAUCCCAAAUACCUACAGGUGAUACCCUCAUUAACAGUCAGCUGUGGAAGUAACUUUAAAUCUCCCUCUGUUAGCCUGGAUCUUUCUUCCAGGGUCAUCUCUCCUCUUCCAGAGGGACAUACGAAGUUUGCCAUUUUAAGCAGUGCAAUCUAUACAGGCUUUCUAGUCCUUGCUCUUCCACAAACCAGCUGUAGCUUCUUGGGCAAGGCCCAGUUCACUUAUCAUGGAUCUCCCACACAUGGAAAGUUGUAUGAGGCCAAAUGAUCUUUGUAUUACCAUCCAGUUCUAAACCUUUCACUGGUGUUAUGACCCCUGUCCUCAACCUCGAAAAUGAGAUUAAAAAUCUCUUUUCUUUCAUUUCUCUUAAAAUACUCAUUAGUUUAUUCCCUACCUAUAACAGAACAAAACAUAACAUCAGGCUUAGUCAUAAAUGAAUCUCUUAAGCACAUAGUUCAUUAAUUUGUUAAAGUAGAGAAGAAUGAUUUAAUCACUCAAAUAGUGACCAUUAAUACCAAAAAAAAAAAAAGUAUCGAGAACAUUAGGUAAUUAAUUUCCAGGGCUUGACCACACCCUCAUAGAGAGGCUUACUGCCAGACAUCAUAACCAAGUUUAUCAACAUGUCCUUACCGUCCUGUUGUUACCAAAAUGGUGUACUACCUCUUACGGCAUGUGUCUUCUAGCAGGCUUGAAGCUUGAGAACUUAAGCAAAAUGGCUGCUGAGAUUCUAACCUAACUUAACCUACAGUCCUACAGAAGUGUAGAAGUAUGUGUAUGAGUAUUUGGGGUACCUGGGUAGCUCAGUCUGUUAAGCAUUCAGACUCUUGAUUCUGGCUCAGGUGGUGAUCUCGGCUGUGAGAUCAAGGCCCCGAUCAGGCUCCACGCUGAGUGUGGAGCCUGCUUAAGAUUCUCUCCCCUUGGGCACCUGGGUGGCUCAGUUGGUUAAGCGACUGCCUUCGGCUCAGGUCAUGAUCCUGGAGUCCUGGGAUCGAGUCCCGCAUCGGGCUCCCUGCUCAGCAGGGAGUCUGCUUCCCCCUCUGACCCUCCUCCCUCUCAUGCUCUGUCUCGUUCUUUCUCUCUCAAAUACAUAAAUAAAAUCUUUAAAAAAAAGAUUCUCUCCCCUCUUCUCCCUCUCCCCCUCCUCAUGCUCACACUCUCUCACAAAUAAAAGAUAAAAGAAGAUGUGUAUGAGUAUUAAAGUGUAUGUGUGUGUAUACAUAUAAAUAAAACAAGAGAAUAUCACUUUAAUACCCCCCCUUUUCCAUCACUUUCCCAACAUAAUUAACAACAGACUGUUGAACAAUAUCCCACCUCCAUCUCUUCUUCCUCUGGUUCUGAGGGCUCAUCACACACUGCCAAUUCAAGCCUCUCAAUCUUGUCUUUACUCAAGGCUUCAUCUGCACGUUGCAUUGCUCUGAGUAUUUCAGGCUUUGAACUGUAAAAAUGACCUCCUUUUUGCACUUCCUUCGAUUUUGAACCUAAAAAAUUUAAUUUAUAUUUCUUAUUAAGCAAAUCUUACUCAUUUAUAAAUAAGAACUGUUAGCUAGGGAAUGGGCUCAAUGUCUAACACGUGCACUAAUGGACAAGCAUGAGAAGAAUCAAGUACAGUUUUUAACGUCCCAUUACGUUUGAUUGAUAAUAGAUCAGUAAAGCCUACAGUAACUUAAAUUACCUAUUUUACGUCCUUGAAGUUGCCUUAACUAUUGGGUCACCCAGAACUACUUCAUCUCUCUUCUAAUGACCUGGGACUGUGGCCCUAAAUAGAUAAAGGCACCCCUCUUCAGGUGAAGGAGAUGUAAAAGGGUUUUGAGACCCUUUGUACAAAAAAAUCACUUCAGGAAGGCAAAAACUACACUGUCAGUUAAAUGAAGCUAUGAUACUAAGUUUAUCCCCAAGGUAAUUAAAUAGGGUAUACUAAAAACAAAACCCUACUAGUAAGGAUACUAACAUUUUGGAAGGGUAACCCAGUUCAAACUUUGAAUGGUUUUGUUUUUGUUUUUUAGGUUGAAUCAAAUUGUUUUGUUUUCAGGUAAAACUCUUCCUUUAUUCCUUUCAGAUUAUUUUUUUUAAAAGAUUUUAUUUGAGAGAGAGCACGCCUGCAAGUGGGGGGAGGGGCAGAAGGUGAGGAGAAUCUCAAGCAGACUCACCACUGAGUGGGACGUGGGGCUCCAUCUCAGGACCCCAAGAUCAGGACCUGAGCCAAAACCAAGAGUCGGAUGCUCAACUGACUGAGCCACCCAGGUGCCCCAAGAGCUGUAAUUUUAAAUGACACUCCUAUCCUCUGAGCAAAAGAUUAUAUGCAGAUGAUCACAAGUUUAAUGGCAGAGGCCUAACUAGCAAUGUCUUUGUUUUCUUCUGACUGAAUAUAAUUAGAAAACAAACCUGAACUUGUCUAAAUUUAACAGAUCCAAACAUUACAUUAUUUCCUUCUUUCUACUGUAUACUAAAACUAAUGGGACAUCCUAAAGUGCCAUUACAUUAGCAACUUGAUGGGCUGCCUAAAAUAAAGGUGCAAUUGCCCACUUUUCUCAAGAGCUGCACCAACAGUACAAAUUGCAACAAUCAAAGUCCAUUGGAGGGUGGCUCCUAACUUCCUCAAGUGCCUGUUUGCAGCUGCAUGCACCCCCCACCUAUCUAAUGACCUCAUCAUUCCCCAGAAAAUCCCUGAUGCAAACUGCUUUCCAAUUUUAAGGACCUCCCCCCUCCAGAAAGAAUUAAAAACCUAGUUUAUCCUCAUCCAUGCUAUUGCAACAAUUUCGGAAUUUAAAGGGCAAAGGUGGUACACAACGGGUGCCUUUACAAAAUAAUGACAACAUAAAUGUAAACUUUUUUGGGUAUUUUUAAAUUAAAGUCAUGUUGCCAAAGCUUUGUUUAGAAUCUCAAAAGUUGGCGUGCCUGGGUGGCUCAAUGAGUUAAGCAUCCAACUCUUGAUUGUGGCUCAGGUCAAGAUCUCAGGGCCUGGAGAUGGAGCCCUGAGCUAAAGAUUCUUCCCACCCCCGCCCCCACGCACUAGCGUGCUAGCUCUUAAAAAAAAAAAAAAAAAAGGAAUCUCAAAAUUAGUCCUAGAAAAAGACCUUUUGUUACCUGGUUCAACUCUCCUUUUACAUAUGAAUAAGCAGGAUCUGAGUUACUUUUUUGGCCAAGAUUAUACAGCAAAUUAGUGCAGAAGACAGAACCAAAUUUCCAGAUUCUUUCCAUCCUGCAGGUCAGAUUUGCAUGCAGACUGCACUUUCUUCAGUGUGCCCUCCUCGCCCUGCAGGAUGACGCUAUGACCAAAAGGCAGGAUUCCCAGAGAUUCCUGGGAAAUUGACCCUUAUUCUGAUUCCAAAACACUGAGUUCAACAGCACCCUAGCCUGGAGAAUCUGAGGGUAAUGGAUAAGGACUUACUCAUGCUCAAGCGUAUACGGGCAGUGAACCUGGCAAACAUAAUGAGCGUGUGCACUGGAGAAUUCAAGAAACUGAUAGGCCCAAGUGAAGCUACACAGGCAGGACUGCUGACGUCUAGGACAUAAAAAG
Mirounga angustirostris (Northern elephant seal) is the source of this 15221-nucleotide messenger RNA. RefSeq names its product F-box protein 11 (gene FBXO11). The coding region runs from base 664 to 3435 and encodes 923 amino acids. Gene Ontology annotation, molecular function: protein binding; zinc ion binding. The record is from RefSeq and is a predicted model, not a curated record. Gene Ontology annotation, biological process: regulation of apoptotic process; ubiquitin-dependent protein catabolic process. The transcript has 23 exons. Lineage: Eukaryota; Metazoa; Chordata; Mammalia; Carnivora; Phocidae.